GGCGCGAUAGAAGAUUGUGGAUGAGCUGGUGGCAGUGAAGAACAGAACUGCGAUGCUCCCGUGAUCUGGGGUUUGUGACGGUGUUCGACCUCGAAUGAUGUCCAUGAGCCCAGCUUGAGUCUGGGCGGUGUUCAGCUCUUUGUGCUACGCUUGAUUUCACGAGGAGUAAAACUUGGGACUACGGAAAAGUAGGAGCUUCGAACCGGCGAGAUGGGCUGCGCUGUAAGCAGCGCCGACAAGCAAGCCGCUGAGCGAUCCAAAAAGAUAGACAGAGAUCUCAGAGCGGACGGCGAACGUCAAGCUCGCGAAGUGAAGUUACUGCUAUUGGGUGCGGGAGAGUCGGGAAAGAGCACUAUCGUCAAACAGAUGAAAAUUAUUCACGAGCAGGGCUAUACUAUCGAAGAAUGCAGGUUGUAUCGACCCGUAGUGCACUCAAAUACAAUUCAGAGCCUUCUCGCCAUACUCCGAGCGAUGGCGCAGCUCAGAGUGGAUUUCAGAGAUCCCGCCAGAACAGACGACGCCCGCCAAUUUUUCAGCAUCGCGGGCGCCAACAUGGCUGGCGAUGUGGAAGUCACGCCUGAGCUCAGCGCUAUGAUGCAGCGGCUCUGGAGAGACGAAGGGGUCCAGCACUGUUUCCAAAGAUCGAGAGAGUAUCAACUCAACGACUCGGCGGCGUAUUAUCUUAACGCUUUGGAACGCAUAUCACAGAGGAACUACAUCCCCACGCAACAAGAUGUUCUGCGAACCCGCGUGAAGACUACCGGCAUCGUGGAAACACACUUCGUUUUCAAGGGCCUUCACUUCAAAAUGUUUGAUGUCGGCGGACAACGCUCUGAGCGCAAGAAAUGGAUUCACUGCUUCGAGGGAGUCACUGCCAUUAUCUUUUGCGUUGCUCUAUCAGGGUACGACUUAGUCCUCGCCGAAGACGACCAAAUGAACCGCAUGGUUGAGUCCAUGCGCUUGUUUGACUCCAUAUGCAACAACAAAUGGUUCAUACACACAUCGAUAAUCCUCUUCCUGAACAAGAAAGAUCUUUUCGAAGAGAAGAUCACCAGGUCCCCGCUCACUAUCUGCUUCCCCGAGUACACCGGGGCCGACACGUACGACGAAGCUGCGGCUUACAUCCAGAUGCAGUUCGAGAGACUCAACAAACAGAGCACAAAAGAAGUCUACACUCACUUUACAUGUGCGACAGACACGUCAAAUAUACAAUUCGUCUUCGACGCGGUGACCGAUGUCAUCAUCAAGAACAAUUUGAAGGAUUGUGGCCUAUUUUGAACCAAAUCGGCAGCAUUGCCGCACGCCGCGGAGGGCUGCAAUAGGAAGAGAGACCGGAAUGGGGAGCGCCGAUGAUCUGAUUUCAUGGCCUCCGGGGCGUAAGGUCGCGACGAGCUGGGUCUGAUCGAUCAGAGGGGAAGGGGACGCGAGAAGAAAAAAUCCCGAAGAACAGGUAUCGAGGAACAGAGGGUAACUGACUGCAGAGGGCUGAAAUCAUUUGGUCUCGUGCGUUGCCAACACAAGUGCCAUUGAUUUCCGAAAACCGCUGGAGCUUCCGUGCGAACGCAAAGCACAAGCGAGAACAAAGGCAUGAAUGCCACCACCAUCACUAGCCCCCACAAGAGUAGCGAGCAUAAAUGAUGUUGCUCAAAUUGACCAUGUGAUUCUGAUUUCUGCAAGUUGAGGACACAGAGCACUAGUACAAGCUAGCUGAACGCCCGUUCCCACCGUUAACUGAUUGAUGAUGUCUGAACGGAUCGCUGAAGUUUCCGGAGUGGUUGAAAUUUCUGAUCCUGGAUGGUGAUUUUGGAAUACAUGACGGAAUUCAUAUUCG
Galendromus occidentalis (western predatory mite) is the source of this 1831-nucleotide messenger RNA. It is a transcript of the gene Galphai, whose product is annotated as G protein alpha i subunit. The record is from RefSeq and is a predicted model, not a curated record. The coding region runs from base 211 to 1278 and encodes 355 amino acids. Gene Ontology annotation, cellular component: heterotrimeric G-protein complex; cytoplasm. Gene Ontology annotation, molecular function: GTP binding; G-protein beta/gamma-subunit complex binding; GTPase activity. NCBI's taxonomy places the organism in Eukaryota, Metazoa, Arthropoda, Arachnida, Mesostigmata, Phytoseiidae. The transcript is spliced from 6 exons. Gene Ontology annotation, biological process: adenylate cyclase-modulating G protein-coupled receptor signaling pathway.